This is a messenger RNA of Closterium sp. Yama58-4, 5520 nucleotides long. Lineage: Eukaryota; Viridiplantae; Streptophyta; Zygnematophyceae; Desmidiales; Closteriaceae. The record is from the annotation of a GenBank genome assembly.
AUGUCAGCAGAAGCUGAUGCACGAAAGUCAGCCGCAGAUGAAGCACAGCGAGCGGAAUCGGCAGGUCUGACUGUUAAAUGGGCAGACGCAGCAGUGCGGGAGAUGACGACAGCAGCAAGCGUGGACGACGCUCGACAGAAGGCGUUACUUGUGCUGCAAGCUUUUGAGAAGGAGGCUUUGGAUGCUAAGCAGUCGGAUCGAUCAAGUGCUUUUGCAAUUUACGCGGAACAGGCACGUCAAUCAGCUUCAGAAGUUCAAGCGCUGCAGCAGCAGGUGGGGGUAUUGAGCAAGGAGAACCAGAUUUUGAAGCGAGCUGUGGCGAUCCAGCACGAGAAGCAGAAGGAGCAUCAGGCGCAGAACGAGGAGGUUGGGAGGUUGAGACAAGCGCUGGCCCAGUAUCAAGAACAAGUGCACAAGCUCGAGGUGGCCAACUACGCACUCAACCUCCACCUUCGCCAAGCCAAUGAUGCUGAUAUGUCGCGAAGGGAAUCGCGAGGGGGAAUGAUGACAGUGAAAGCGGAGCCUGAGGAGGAAGGGGUGCGUUUUGAGUCGACUGAAAAUACACGUGGGAUGGCGUCAGUGACUCAAAUUACACCUGGAACGGUGGCAGUGAAAGCGGAGCCUGAAGAGGAAGGGGUGCCGAUGGAAAGAAGGAGGGGAGAGGAAGAGGAGGAGUCAUCGAGCGAAGAAGUGAUGGUUGUAGAGGAAUAUAUUGAAGUGGAGGAGGGAGAGGAGGGGGAGAUGGGGGAGGAGGGGGAGGAAAUGGAAGAAGGGGAAGUGGGAGAGGAGGAAAUAGAGGAGGGGGAGGAAGUAGAAGAGGGGGAGGUGGGAGAGGAGGAGGAGGAGGAGGAGGAGGAGGAGGAGGAGGAGGAGGAGGAGGAGGAGGAGGAGGAGGAGGAGGAGGAGGAGGAGGAGGAGGAGGAGGAGGAGGAGGAAAAAGAGAGGGAGGUGGAGGAGGAAGACAGGGGUCUUGUGAGUACGGGGCUGGGUGUGAUCGGGGUUUCAGCUUUGGAUGCCCCCCGUAACACCAGCACACAGAGAGGGAAGAGUGGAGAAAGUGCAGCUGGCCGCCCUGCUACCCCUGCUGAUGGCUACGGUGUUAGCAGCACGCAGAGGGGGAAGAGUGUGGAGAGUGCGCCAGCCGGGGCCCGCCCUACCAGGGAGCAGCGUUUGGUGGUGGGAGGAACGGGGCUGGGAGCACUGGGAAGUGUGGGUUUCGAUGGCAGUGGCAGCAGCAUGCAGAGGGGUAAGAGUGUGGAGAGUGGGGCUGACAACCCCGCCAGAUCUGCUCGGGAGCAGCGUUUGAAGGUGGGAGGAACGGGGCUGGGAGCAAUGGUGAGUGCAGGCGCUGAUAGCAUGAGUGGCGGCAGCGUGCAGAGGGGGAAGAGCGUGGAGAGUGGGGCUGGCAACCCUGCCAGAUCUGCGAGGGAGCAGCAUUUGGUGGUGAGAGGAAGGGGUCUGGGAGCACUGGGAAGUGCAGGCGCUGAUGGCAGGGGCAGCAGCACGCAGAGGGGGAAGAGCGUGGAGAGUGGGUUUGGCAGCCCUGGCAGAUCUGCGAGGGAGCAGCAGUUGGCGGUGGGACAAACGGGGCUGGGAGCAGUGGGAAGUGCAGGCGCUGAUGGCAUGAGUGGCAGCAGCACGCAGAGGGGGAAGAGUAUGGAGAGUGCUCCCACAAGGGCCAUCCCUAUCAACCGUGCCAACCCUUCCAACCCUGCCAACCCUGCCAACCCUGCCAGCCCUGCCAAUCCUGCCGGCCCUGCCAGGGAGGUUGGACGAACGGGCCUGGGAGCACUGGGGAUUGCAGGUGCGGUGGCGGUUCAGAAGGCAUCACAGGGUGUGGGUUCGACGGGUGCAGCUGGAGAAAGGAGAGCUGUGCGUGUGAAGGAGGAGGCAGUGGAGUUAGAGGGGGACGGAAUGAGGAGUGUUGCUGCUCAUGUGGUGACCACAUUGGGUGGUGGUGGUGGUGGUUCUGCUUCCCUUGCAGUCACCACAUCCGGUGCAGCUGCUGCUACCACAUCCGUUGCUGCUGCUGCUGCCACACCAGGCGCCGCUGCUGCCAGAUCAGGUGUAUCCAAGUCAGAUUUCACCCAAAUGCGCAUGAGACGCUGUAGUGAGGAGGCAACUAAGGUGAAUGUGCGUGUUAAGGGUGCAAGUGCCGUUGGUGUCGCCAGUGCAGCUGCUAUGGGUGCAAGUGCCCUCGGUGCAAGCAAUGCUGGUGCAAGCGUUAGUGCUCUGCGUGUGCCUGGGGGAGUGCGAACAAUGGAGGGAUCAGGAGCACCAUGUGUGUUGCAAGGAAGUGGGGGUGGAAGGGUUAAAGAAGAGCCACUGGAGUUUGGGGAUGGGGGAGUGGGAGUGAUGGGAGGAGCAGAGGUGAAUCGGAUGAGAGAUACGGAUAGAGCGGAGCAAAGGGAGAAGGGAAAUGAGGGGGGAGGGAGAAUGGUGAGAGGAAGUGGGGAUGGUGGAAAGGUUAAAGAGGAGCCAGUGGUGGUGGGUUGGAGGGGAGACGGUUUGAUAGGAAUGGAGGGGAGUCGGAUGAAGGGAAAGAACAGAGAGGAGGAAGGUGAGGAGGAAGAGGAGGAGGAAGGGGAGGAGGAGGAGGAGGAGGAGGAGGAAGAAGGAGAAGUAGUAGGGGAGGAGGAGGAGGAAGAAGGGGAAGUAGGGGAGGAGGAGGAAGAAGGGGAGGAAGAGGCUGAACAGGGAAUGAACAUGGAAGCGGAGGAGGAGGGUGAGGUGGGGGAAGAUGAAGGGGAGGAGGAAGAGGAGGAAGGGGAGGUGAGAGAAAGUGAGGCGGAGAUGGAAGAAGAGGGCAAUGAGGAGGCAGGAGGUAGUGGGAGGGUGGGAGGGGAAGAAAUUUCUGAGGCGCUUCAUGAAUUGAAGGUGGGAGAAAGAAAGACGGAGAUGGAAGAAGAGAGCAAUGAGGGAGGAGGAGGUAGGGGAAGUGAGGAAGGGCGAAGGGGAGAGGAGGUGGAAAGGGGAGUGGUAAGAGAGGAGAAGGAACAGGAGAGAGAAGAGGAGGAAAAAGUGGAGCGAGAAGAGGGGAGAAAGGAGGAAGUAGACGAGGGGGAAGAGGGGCAGGAGGGAGAGGAGGGGAAGGUGAGGGAGGAGGAGGAAGAGGGAACAGAGAGGCGGGAGGAAAUGGAGGUGCAGGCAAAGCACAGGCAGGAGAAAGAGGAAGAAUCAGCGCAGGUGAAAAGGAGACUUGAGGAGGGAAAAGGGGAGCAGGAUAAGGGAAAGGCUAAUCUCUGGCAGGAGAAAGAGGAAGAAGCAGCGGAGGUGAAAAGGAGAGUGGAGGAGAGAGAGGGCUGCGGAGGGGCGUGUCCGAUGGAGACAAAGGGUGGAAAGAGGGGUGAGGAGGGGGAAGAGGGGGAGGAGGGCAUGGGGGAGGAAGGGGAGGAGGGCAAGGGGGAGGAGGAGCGGGGAGAAGAGGGGGAGGAGGAGGGGGGGGAAGGCAAAGGGGAGGAGGAGGGGCAGACAAAGCAGCGGCAAUUGGAAGAGGAAGAAGCAGUGAAAGGGGGAGUGGAGGAGAGAGAGGGAUGUGGAGGGACGUGUGAGGUGGAGAAAGCUGUUGGGGAGGAGGCUAAGGGAGAGGAGAAGCCGGGAGAAGGCAAGGGGGCGGAGGAGGGGCAGACAAAGCAUUGGCAAGUGGAAGAGGAAGAAGCAGUGAAAUUGAAAGGGAGAGUGGAGGAGAAAGAGGGCUGUGGGGGGGCGUGUGAGGUGAAGAAAGACGUUUUGGAGGAGGCUAAGGGAGAGGAGGAGACGGGAGAAGGCAAGGGAGAGGAGGAGGGGCAGACGAAGCAUUGCCAGGCGGAAGGGGAAGAAGCAGCGGAAGUGAAGGGAUGGCAGCAGGACAGAGACGAGGAGAAAGCAGAGGCAGAUGGAGAUGAAGGAGGUGGCGACGAUGCGGGUGAGACAGUUGUAGAGGCAGGUGAACAGAAGAAAGAAGGUGACGGCGUAGCGGUCUCCAACACAACACCUGUGAAGGCUGAAAAAACAGUCUCCCCUCCCAAGGCUCGUAGGCUUUCCAGGGAGCUAAACCGGCUGCUGCACGACGCAUGCAAGUCAGCGGAACAGGCAGCAGCUGCGGCGUCCUCUCGGCAAGCACAGGCUGCUCUGGUGGCUGCAUGGCAAGCUCAGAGUGCUGUUGCUGGAAGGGCAUCGUCAUCACGAGAGGAUGCUGGGGAUGCUCGAAAAAGGCACUCACAGACUGCUGUGGAGUUGUUGUCAGGAGAAAAUUCAGGGAACUCUCAGAAAGCACAUGCACAGACUGCUGCAGUGGCAGGGAGGGAGGAGGCGGGAGGAGGAGUGGCCGAGGGGAAUGGAGUGGAGGGAGAGGGGGGCGAAGGGAGGAGGGAGGAGGAGGUGUGGAGGGGAGAUGUGCAGUGGGAAGAUUACUGCUUUGUGUGCUAUGAUGGUGGUGCCCUAGUGGCCUGUGAGAAGAGGGGCUGCCCCAAGACGUACCAUCCCGAGUGCACCGGGCUGCCCGAGAAGGUUUUCGAGUCGUCUGCGCCUUGGACUUGUGUGUGGCAUUCAUGCUCCCGUGGCUGCCGUCGCUCCUCCCUCUUCCUCUGCCUCCUCUGCCCCACCUCCCUCUGCUGGCGCUGCCUCCGCUUCCUCCACCGCCAUCUCUGGAUGGACCCUGCUUCUUCUGCCCGAGUGAAAAGAAUUUGGACCUUGCAACUUUCCCGGGCAGCUCAGUUCGCUGCCCGCCUUGCUUCGGGCAGGGUUUUGGGCUUGGAGGGAGGGAAGGGCAGGAGGAGAAGUGGGGAGGGGAGUGGGAUUGCUGGUGGGGAAAGGCAGGAUGGGAAGGAGGAGGCGAGGGGGAAGGAGGUGGAGGGGGGGACUGUGGUUGGCAUUGAGAUGGAAGAGGGCAGGGAGGAUGAGAGGGAGAAGGAGCAGGAGAGAGAGGGUGUUCAGGAGAGGGAGGAUGAGGAGGUGUGGAGAAAGAGAGAGAGAGAGAAGGCGGGAGAGAGUACACAGGGAAAGGAGGAUAAUAAGGAGAAAGGGAGUGAGGGAUACAGAAAGAGUGCAGAGGAAAGGGGGUAUGAGGAGGAAACAGAGAGGGUGGGGAUGAAAGAGAAGGAAAAGGAGGCGGUGAAUGAGAGGGAGAAGGGGUUUUCAGAGGGAGGGAGUAUCUGGUGGGGCAGGGAGGGCGAGGAGAGGAGGGAAGGGAGUGUGGGGUGGAUGCUGGAGCAAGUGGAGGAAGGCGGGCGGAAGGUUCUGGGGCUGUGCGGCGCGUGCUAUGUAAAGGUGGCGAUGAUUCAGCACGGCAUUGAGAGGACUCCCACUGGCAGGGUCCUAGACAUGGACGAUACAUUCUCCCCCGCAUGGUAUUUCAAGGACUACUACUCGGUGAUGCGCGAUUGGGGGCGGUUGGUGAUCGACGUGGGGAAGGCUCCUGAUGACUGGGCCUCUCUCCGAGAGAGGUGGCUGUGUGGGAUAGAGCUGGGGAUGUUGGGAGAGGAGGAAGAGGAGGAAGAGGAGGGGGAAGAGAGUUGGUUCCGUGCUUCGGAGGAAGCAUAG